ACCACAAACUUCUUCCGUACAACAAAGACACGAAGACAAAAUUAUGUUCUUCUAUAUCCCAAAGUCAUAAAGACUUCUUCAAUACCACAAACUUGUCCUAUAUCACAAUGAAACGAAAACACAUAAACUUCUAUACAAAGACACAAAAACUUCUUCUAUACCAUAGAGACACUAAAAUUCAUUCUAUACCCCUGAAACUAAAAGCACUAAAACUUUCUUCUAUACCACAAAAGCACUAAAACUUUUUCUAUAUCACAAGCUUCUUCCAUACCAUAAUGAUACAAAAAAAACUUCUGUACCACAAGCGUUUUCUAUAUCAUAGCGAUACAAAAACUUUUAUAUCUCAAGCUUCUUCAAUACCAUGAUAACCCAACCUCCCAUUUUUCCCUCCCCUCUCCACCAGGGUCACUCCCGCCGUGUGCUCGUCCGCGUACGUCCGGUGGCCAACUCGGGCACGCUGCCCCUCAUCUGCGAGUCCAUCAGCUCGCUGGCCAUUGGCUGCGUCUGCGUGCGCUCGCGGCUGCAGAAGGGUCUGGACUCGUACCAGGAGGAGGACCUGACUGUGCUGCGGGACCACUGGUCCAAAGCUCUGGCCCGACGCAAGAAGUACCUGGACGAACAGAUACAGAAGCUCAUCAACAAGCAAGACAAGUCGGAGGCAGAUUCGGAGCGGGAGCGCGCCCUCAUUGAGCAGUGGGUGUGUCUGACGGAGGAGCGCAAUGCCGUGCUGGUUCCCUCCCCUGGCAGUAACAUUCCCGGUGCCCCAGCGCUGAUGAUAUGAGUGCGCCCAACGCUAAGGAGGGGCUCCAGGCAGUGGGCAUCAACUCCAUCCUGCCCAAGGAACACAGCACAGAUUAUGUCCCCUUGCCCAUCAUCAAGAGCUACUCGGAGAAAGAUAAUGU
Messenger RNA from Aplysia californica (California sea hare), 902 nucleotides. Its product is annotated as kinesin-like protein KIF13A. The record is from RefSeq and is a predicted model, not a curated record. Lineage: Eukaryota; Metazoa; Mollusca; Gastropoda; Aplysiida; Aplysiidae.